AUGCCGCCUCCGGAGCCCAUGCCCGGCUACGGGACCUUGCUCCGCCGGGGCUACGGGAGCCUGGCCGAGGCCGCCCGGGGCUGCGGGGACUGCGGCUGGGAGCUGGCGAGGCGGACCUGGGCCGAGAACGCUCACCUGGGCUGGGCGGAGGUGCUGCUGUGCGGGCUCUGCGCGCUGGGCUGGACCGCGCUGCGCUGCGCCUGCUCCCGCAGCAUCUUUCGGCCCUUCGGGGAAUGGUGCAACCUGCAGCCAAAAGAUGCUGCCAAGAUGCCUGAGAGUGCCUGGAAGCUGCUUUUCUACACCUUGUCCUGGUCCUACGGCACCUACCUGCUCUUCUUCACCGACUACCCCUUCUUCCACGACCCCCCCUCCGUCUUUUACGGCUGGAAGCAGGGCAUGGAGGUGCCCACAGACAUUGCUGUGGCGUACCUGCUGCAGGGCAGCUUCUACGGCCACUCCAUCUACGCCACAGCCUACAUGGACACGUGGCGCAAGGACUCCGUGGUGAUGCUGCUGCACCACGUGGUGACCCUCACCCUCAUCGCCUCCUCCUACGCCUUCAGGUACCACAACGUGGGGAUCCUGGUGCUGUUCCUGCACGACAUCAGUGACGUGCAGCUCGAGUUCACCAAGCUCAACGUGUACUUCAAGCACCGGGGGGGGGUCUAUCACCGCCUCAACGAUGUCAUCUCCAACGUGGGCUGCCUCACCUUCAGCGUCAGCUGGUUCUGGUUCCGUCUCUACUGGUUCCCCCUCAAGGUCCUCUAUGCCACCUGCUACUCCAGCCUCCAGUCAGUCCCAAACAUCCCCUUCUACUUCUUCUUCAACGCUCUGCUCCUCAUCCUCACCCUGAUGAACAUCUACUGGUUCCUGUACAUCGUCCUGUUCGUGGCCAAGGUGCUGAUGGGGCAGAUGCAGGAGGUGAACGACGUGCGCGAGUACGACGUGGAGGACACCGGGAAAAGCGCCAGGGCCCGGAAGAGGGAGGCUGGAAUCCAACUGCCCAAGGCUCUGAAGGAAGGGCUGCACCUCAGGAACGGGCUCGUGAAGGACAAGAGGUUGUGAGGGCGGCGUGGCCGUGGCAGCUGCCAGGACCUGGGACCGACCAGGACCCUGCACUGGGAGCCAGCGAAGGAAAGGCACGAGGAGAACUUCAUCCCUGACCCCCUUCCCUCCCCUGCCCGGAGCCGGGGAACAGAUGCCACUGACAGGAUCGGGCCCCUCCCGGGGCUGUGACCAGGCUUCACCUGGUGCUGGGGGGGCUUCCCGUGGCCCCCCUUCAGUUGGGAGACUGGUGGCUUUUACUGGCCCAGGUAGGAUUUGGAGCUGGCUUUGGGUCCCCUGGUGUUCCUCCCGUCCUCAAUCCCGCCGUGAUUCCCCGGACUCUGCUGUUGGACCCUCCCACCGACCCUCCCUGAAGGGUCCAGCGUCAAACCGGGGAGGGAAAAACCUCCUCUCCUGCCCCGGGAAGGGGAGCCCGAAGCCAGCCCUGCUCCAGCCGCCGAGCGAGGUGAUGAAGGGCACCUCGAGGUGAUGAAGGGCACCUCGGAGCUCUCCUCCUCGGGAGGGGUCGCUGGCACGGAGCUGCCCACCCCGUGUCUGGGGCACACACGCGCUUCCCGCGAGCGGCUCUGCCUGGAAAACCAACCCUGGAGCGUUAUUCCAGCCUCCUGUCCCAGCGUUAUUCCAGCCUCCUGUCCCGCCAGGUGAGAGCCAGGAGAGACUUAAUUUGCUUAAGAAGCCUGUGUAGGUCUCACAGUCGCUUCAAACACCAGUCCCAGCCCCUGCUGGGGGUCCCUGGACCCUCCCCCGGUGCUGCCCACUCGCUCCAGGGAAGAACAAAGAGUUCCUGCUCCCUGGGUUGGUUUUCCAGGCAGCUCCAGCCCCGGAGGGUCCCCAGGCUGGGCUGGGGGUCCCUGUCCUGGGAAGCCCUGUGGGUUUUAGUCCCUCAGACCGAGCUGUCCCGUUGCUGCCCACCCCCAGCUCCCUGCUGGGGACGGGGCAGCGGAUCCAGGGCAUUAAUUCCAUGUUUCAUUGCCGGGUUGGUUUUCCCGUGGUUGGUCUGUCGUGUGGACUCAGCUCUGGGCUCGUGGUGUGAGCCAGGGGGGGAAAGUUCCUGGCUGGGGCUGGUGGGAACUGUCCCAGGCUGUGGCAGGACCUGUCACCUCCUCUGAGCAGUGUCCAAGGGGUGUCUCAGUGCCGGGGAUCCUCGGCUUCCAGCGGGAUUUGUGGGAAAUGAGGGGAGCUGCUCUCCCAGGACAGGCCGGAGCAGAGCUGGGGCAGGGUGGGGUUGGGGGAAUGAGGGUCCCUGGUCAUCACAGGGGGGAUAAACACCAUUUUACAGCGUUGGCUUUGAGCUGGUGGCCAGUUUUGGGGGGGGUGUGAGGUGGCUGCUCUGCAGUGAGGGUCAGGAAGGGACUGGGGGUGUGACAGGGGGGACACGGGGACCCCUCUGCCCAGCUGGGGCAGGGACCCCCCCGGGCUGUGUGUCCUGAGGGCAGGGCACUGUGUGAGGCAAGACUUUGAUGGUUUGAUGUGCUGGGAGUCGAUGGCCUUGAGAGAGAAGCUUUGUCUGGUGCUGUGGUUGCGUCAAAAAGAGCUGAUUUGGGGGGAGGGAGGAAGGGGAGACCUGGCUCUGUGUCCGCCCCUGGAUCCAGGGGGGGAUGUCUGCGGCACGUGGGGCUUCCCAGGAGCUUUGUGUGGGAAGAGCAGCCACCAGGGAUGGUUUUGGGGUGGGAAGAGCAGCCCCUUCCCUGCCACCAGGGAUGGUUUGGGGUGGGAAGAGCAGCCCCUUCCCUGCCACCACUGAUGUUCUGGUGUGGGAAGAGCAGCCCCUUCCCUACCACCACUGAUGGUUUGGUGUGGGAAGAGCAGCCCCUUCCCUGCCACCACUGAUGCUGUUGUUGCCCUCGAGGGCGUGGAGAUGUGGGAGAGGCUGUGGGAGCAGCACCAAGGGGUUAACAGGUCCCCAGGGGGGAGCCUGGAGGGACUCACACCCUCUGCCCAAUCCCGGGAAUCCCUCUGUGCUAAUUGAGCACUAAGCAGAUCAAAGGCUCCAAUCAGGGAAUCAACACCCCCCUGGCCUCAGCUCCGGGUCCCCAGCCCGGGCUGCCCUUUGUCUGGAGAAGGAGAGCAGGGCAGGGGCAAUGUGGCUUCUCCCCAGCCUGGCCUGGGCUCUCCUGAGCCCCGUCCUGGGGUCGGAGCUGAACGUGCAGGAGAGUUUGUUGUUGAAAUCCUUGGGCCUGAGCACCAAGCCCAGCCCGAAAACCCCCGUCCCGGUGCCCCCCGUGCUCUGGAGGAUCUUCCAGAAGAGAAAGACGCCUCCCCCGAGGGACAAAGACCCCGUGGAUGCCUGUAGGGUGGAGGAAUUUAAUGUCCCCGGGAACAUCAUCCGUGUCCUCGCUGACCAAGGUACAGACACGUUUUUGGGGCUUUUGGGCUUUUGGAGACCCCUCAUUCUCUGGGAUGGGAGGCUUUGCCUCAUUCCUUCCUUUCCCUGAGGCUGAGGGAGGACAGGGCAGUGCCCAGAGCUGGUUUCCAGGAGAAAUCCCUGCUGUGUGAACUCGGGUCCCUGGGGAUGUUGCAGAUGGAUUAUUCUCAGUUUAGGGGUGAGGGUGUGGGGCUGUCCUGGAGCCCCCUAAAGCCACCCAGAGGUGCUGGUUGGAUCCCAGGUGACUGGAUUGGCCUGUUGGGCUCACGGUGGUGGAGGUGACUCCUCACCUGGGCAGGGGGAUGUGGCUCCGUGGCCGGGUCUGGGGGUGCAGGGUCAGGCAGGGAUGGGAUGCUCAGCAUUUUGGCUGUGUCCCCCCUUCUCCUCAUUGAUCCCACACCUCUGGCUGACCCCACAGCACCUCUGGCUGACCCCACAGCACCUCUGGCUGCUCAGCCCCUCAGAGCCCUUCUCAGUUCACUGGGAACUGUUCAGUCCCUUUGAGGUCUGGAGGCACCACAGAGCUCCUUUCUCUUGUGGUUCUGGUUUUCCCAUGGAAACCAAGGGCUGGAUAAACCAGGCAGCUCCCUGGAUUUGCUGCUGUUUUGCCCUCCUUUCCCCUCCAUCCCAACCCACUCCCUGUCCUGGGGGAGGUGGUUGUAGCUGGGGAAAAAUAACACCUUGAGACGUGAAGUAGCACCCAGAGGAGAUGCUGGAAUGGCUGCAGCAUCCCAGUGCCACAGGCUGGAGCCCAGUUUGUGCCUCCAGCCCCUCCCGAAGGCCAUGUCAGGAGCCUCAUCAGCUCCAUCCAACCCUGCCAGUGCUCCAUCCAACCUCUUGCUGUGCUCAAAUUGGAGCCCCGGGAGGCCAAUCCUGCCCAGCCCGAGGGUCCAACCACCCCCACCUCUAUUUCUCCUUCUCUGUCAGGCCCUUUCAUGCCCGAGGAGCAGCCCCGGGGGUGGCUGUGCCUGCGGAAGCGCCUGUUCUUCAACCUCUCCGUGCUGGAGGAGGGCGAGCGCUUGACCAUGGCCCAGCUGGAGAUCAAAUUCCACCACAAUUCCUACCACCCCUCCCGCCGGGGGCAGGUCUUUGAGCUGAGGCUCUUCCAGACCCCCGAGGUGUCCCCCCCGGGGGUGCCCGAGCCCAGGCGGAGCCCGCUGGUGGAACAGUCCUUUGCUCAGCUGCACAAGUCCCUCCUCUUCAACCUGAGCGCGGCGGCGGCGAGGGAGCGGAGGAUGCGCGGCGGGAGCUUGGGGUUGAUCCUGGAGAUCUCGGCGGGCAUCGUCGGGGCGGGCGGGGCCCCGCGGGGCCUCUGCUCCGGCAUCGACUCCUUCCUGGACACCUCCCUGCUGGUGGUGACCCUGAGCCAGCAGUGCCAGGCCCCCCGGAGGAGGAGGAGGAGGAGGAGGAGGAGUGCCGGGCUCCCCCCGCUCACGCCGAGCAACCUGUGCAGGGCGCGGCGGCUCCACAUCAGCUUCAGCGACGUGGGCUGGGAGAACUGGAUCAUCGCCCCCCAGGGCUACCUGGCCAACUACUGCCGGGGGGAGUGUCCCUUCCCCCUGACGGCCGAGCUCAACAGCACCAACCACGCCGUCCUGCAGACCAUGGUGCACUCGCUGGACCCCCAGGGCACCCCCCAGCCCUGCUGCGUCCCCGUCAGGCUCUCCCCCAUCUCCAUCCUCUACUACGACAACAGCGACAACGUGGUGCUGCGGCACUACGAGGACAUGGUGGUGGACGAGUGUGGCUGCAGGUAGAGGGGGAGCAGGGGGUGGCUGCCGGGGGGGACAAGCCCCGAGUGGUUCCAUCCCCUCCGUGCCGCUGUUCGGGGAGUUUCCCGUGGGUGCGUCGGGGGUCGGAGAGCUCUGGGGUGGCACGAAGGGAUGGUGGCUGGAGUGAGUUGUGGUUUAGGGCUGAAGUUGUGAUUUAGGGCUGAAGGUGUGUUUUUUAGGGCUGGAGUUGUGUUUUUUAGGGCUGGAGUUGUGUUUUUUAGGGCUGGACUUGUGGUUUAGGGCUGGACUUGUGGUUUAGGGCUGGACUUGUGGUUUAGGGCUGGACUUGUGGUUUAGGACUACCUGGGUGUUGGGCUGGGAUUAUGAUCAAGCCUGGUGCUGGUUUUCCAUUCCCUGCUCCACAGGGGAGUGCCAGGACCAGGCUGUGAGUCCCAGAUUCCCCCUGAGCUGUUGGUGCUUUGGGUUCCUUGGCUGGGCACCUUUCUGGGGGCACAAAAGGCUUUUGGGGGUGAAACGGGGCUGGGGGGUCCCCGGGCGUGGCCGUGAGGGGAGGAGGUGACUGGUGCUGCUGCAGGACAGAGGGGUGGUGGGAGGGCACGAGCUCUGGGUGAUCAAAUCCCACCCCUGGGGUGGGACACACGAGGUUUUCUCCCCGGCUGGGGGAGCUCAGCCCUGGUUUUACAGUGACAGGGUGGCUUGGGGGGCCAGAGGUGGUCGGUGGCCAAAUGCAACGGAGGUUUUGCCCCCAAAAAGCCCCCUGGGAGCUGCAGGAUGGACGUUGUGGCCCGAGGGGGGGGCAUGGGCAGGGAGUCGGUGGCAUCUUCUCCCCUCCCAACCCGCUGUGUCAGUAUUAAUUUACCUCAUUUGCAAAUGGAUGAGCCCGGGGUGGCCUCUGUCCCUGCGUGUCCCUCUGUCCCCGUGUGUCCCUCUGUCCCUGUGUCCCCCCCAGGUGGCAGCCGAGCACCAGGCACGGGCAGAGCUCUCAGGCCCUUGUGCGUUUUUUAGGGUUAUUUUGGGUUUAUUUGUUGCUUUCUGGGUUGGCCCCGGGCCCCUGCAGUGGUAUUUCAUGCCCCUAACGAGCAGCCCCGGGCAGCAGGGACCCAAAUCUGCCCCGUCCCCCCCUCGUUGACCACUUCUCUUCCACUUCCCAGCGCGUGGGCUCCAAGUUUUCCAGCAGCUCAAGGUUUAAAUCCUGGGCCUGGCUCCUGAGUAUCUGUUCAAAGCCACCCCCGGCCCUUCAGGUGGGGCUUUCCUGACACCACUUUUGGGUUUCUUUUUUUUUUUUUUUUUAUUUUAGGGUAAGGGGUGGGAACAGAACAGGAGUCCGAGUUAGACUUGAAUUUUUUCGCUCUUUUUUUUUGUUUUUUUUUUUUUGGAACUGUGAACCUGCCCCCGUGGCCUCUGUUUAUUUUCUCUGCUGUUUUCGUCUUCGAGGUCUGAUGAAGUUUUACCACCUCCUUCCCCCCCCCUCCCGUGGCAAGCACUGAGGGUUUAACCACUGUGGGGGUCCCCUGUGAUGGUGUUUUCUUGCUUAACAACACCCCCUAAAAUGUGUAGCUGAAGACCAAGACCGGAGCAGCUCGGGUACUUUUAGGUGUAGCUUUUACUAAUCUUUUCCCCCCCAGGUGUUUUCCUGAGAGCUCCAGGGCAAGCCCAGCCCAGCCCUGCUCCUGCUGAAACCCACCUCAACCACUGAAGAUGUUCUAAGGGCUUAGAGUAGGGUUAACUCUGGGGAGUUAAAUCCCAGAUUUAAGAUCAAGAGUAAAAAAAAAAAAAAAAAAAAAAAUCAAACCUUGAAGUAUUAAUUGUUUUGUUCCUGUGCUGGGGCCAGGAGGGGACUCCUGACCUGCUCCUCCAACACCACAAAGGGCAAAUGUCCCCCCUCCUGCAGCCAGGGAGCCACUGGAGCCACCCUGGAGCAGCUACAAGGAGUUUGUGCCCGGGGUGGUGCCCAGAUCUGGCCUAAACCCCCCCAGGAGCAGCUCUGCUGAGCCCCCAGCCCUGUGCCACAGGGAAAAGCCAUGUCCAUGUUUACUGCAGUGCUGGACUGGGCCCCUCCAGGUCCAGCCUUUCCCAAAUCCUGGGGGCUCCCACCCUGCACCCCCUCCCACCCCCAGGGCUCGGAGCAGGGAACAGGGUUUGGGGCAUUUCCCAGUUUUCCCAGUUGAGUUGCUCACCCCUCCCUCCCCCAUGCUAUGCACCCCCCCCCACCACCACUUUUGUACUAGUCUGUGUUUAAAAAAAGUAAUAAACUUGAAGUUUAUACAAUCAGACUAAGCUUUAAUGAACGUUGCAUGGUUUCCUCAUUGAAACUUAAGGGGCCACCUUGAAUGCAAGAGCUGUUUAUUUUCAUAUUUUAUUGAUGACAAACAGGUUUUAAAACAAACUGAGACCAGAAAAAAAAAAAAAAAAAAGAAGAAAAAAAUCAAAAGAGAGGUUUGUUUUUUUUUUUUAAACACCGUGCUAGCACUGAUGUCUGGAUUUGUAAAACUCAAGAGUUAACUGCUACAAAGGAAAAAACCAGCACAAAGCAGAGGCCAAGCAUUCCCAGCAGUGAAAUAAAGGGGUGAGGGGAGAGGAGGGGGCUACAUUACUCAUGGAUAGCGUUGCACAGAGGGGUCCAGCUCAAACCUAUCAGAAAAGUCUACGCCAACUACGCAGCCUACGGAAGGAAAACAAAAAAAAAAUUAAAAAGCCCUUCGGCAAAUGUUAAUAAAUAAAACAGUCCAUCCCACGAGGAAGGAAGGUGGCCUGUGUCUCCAUUCUUUCACUGGUUUUUUUUUAGAAGUCUAAACUCUGGAGGCUUUUGAUGAGAAAAGAAUGGGGUUGUGGGUUUGGUUUUUCGCAGUUCUCGGACUCCGGUCGGGACCGAAGGCAAAGGGUGAAAACUCGUGUCCUGGGGUACUGGGGGGGGGCUGCACUGGGUGAGGGGAGACACCCUGGGGAAACUACAGCAAGAACAGGUUGUGAAAGCAGGGGCAACAACCCACGGAAAGGACAGGAAUGGAAGGGCUGUCCCCCCCCCCCCCAGGUACAAAAAGUGGGGUUUUCACGGCGUCGAAGUACAUUCAUAUGAGAGGUAUUUUUGAGUUCUCCCCCCCCAAAAAAAAAAGACUAGAAACACUUGGAGCCCUUUUGAGUAUAAAGCUAACUUAUCUCCAACUUGAAAAACACCCAGGUUAGCACAUCAUUCUCUACUGUUCUUGGCCAAUUGGGAGGUAGAGGUCAGUCUGAUUUCGGGAUCUGGUAAAAAGGGGGCUCUGCAGGAAUUGUCACUUCUCUGCUGCUUCUAGAAAGGUUUAGACAGAAAUAAAAACGCUCCCAGUGUUCCCAUACGACUGGUUAAGACAUGGGUACAACUUAGAAAUUGGAUGGCUUCUCUUUAAUGUGCUGUUCUCAGUCCUGACUCACCAGCCAGCAUGGAUGGCACGGCCGUGGCCACUACCUGAAAAAAAAGCUGCUCCGGGUUCGCUUUGCCAACAACACCCGGCUCUGGCACCUCCCUGCUUCCCUCACCCAAGAAGAAGCCACGCCAAAGCCUGACCCAUUAUCUCUAAUUAAACCCAGCUCCUCAGAGGCCACCUUCCACCAAAAACUGCCUGCUUUGUCCAUGAGUCCCACCUGGAGCCGUGGAGUCUUUCCUUCCACACCAGUAUAAUCCCCGGAUUCCGCUCCGUCUCCCCCCCAGAUCUGCGGCAGUCAAAGCAGGGGCUGUUUUGUUGUUUUGCAUCUUCCCUCCAGGGGCCGAAGGGCACAGGAACCCCAAUCCCCCUUUAUCAAGCACGAAGUUCAUCUGACAGAAAGGCUUGUUUUUCACAGAGUAGAGUCCAGACAGUAGCCAAUUAAAGCAGACAGAAAACACUUUGAAACCCUCCUCCUGCCCGAGCGCGCAGGCUCCUCUCACUCUAACUGCUAUCCAAUGUAGGAAGAAGAGGCUGAUUGCUGCAACUUUAAAUCACACUGAAAAAAGUUCUCAAGGUUUGGUGCUCUAAUUUAAGAUUUGUUUGAAACAUAUUUUUUUUUGUUUUGUUUCGUUUUUGUUGGUUUUUUUGGUUUUUUUUGGUUUUUUUUUUAAUAUAAGCUUCUCAGAACAAGGAUCUCCCAGGUCCACCACUAAGAAUUCGGAGACAAACUCCUUUUUUUUUUUUUUAAAAGAAAAAAACAAAACAAAACGAAACAAACAAACAAACAAAAAAA
Molecule: messenger RNA, 9360 nt
Organism: Chiroxiphia lanceolata (lance-tailed manakin)
Lineage: Eukaryota; Metazoa; Chordata; Aves; Passeriformes; Pipridae
Gene: CERS1
Product: ceramide synthase 1
Exons: 7
Coding region: 1-1065 (354 amino acids)
Biological process (GO): ceramide biosynthetic process
Cellular component (GO): membrane
Molecular function (GO): sphingosine N-acyltransferase activity
Source: RefSeq, a predicted model, not a curated record